Messenger RNA from Myzus persicae (green peach aphid), 1532 nucleotides. RefSeq names its product RNA-binding protein 34. The record is from RefSeq and is a predicted model, not a curated record. Gene Ontology annotation, molecular function: mRNA binding. Gene Ontology annotation, cellular component: cytosol. The transcript has 7 exons. Bases 219 to 1484 code for a protein of 421 amino acids. Lineage: Eukaryota; Metazoa; Arthropoda; Insecta; Hemiptera; Aphididae.
AAAAUACAAAUUGAUAAUAAAAUACUUAAAUGUAUCAUUCUUCUGUCAUUUGUAGACUAGUUUCGAAUAUGGUUUGUAUUAAAUUUGAACGUGUUUGAAUUUAGCAUUUAACUCAGCCAUCGAUAAGUGUAUUAUUUUGAACAAUAAUUCAAUCAAAUAACAAUAUAUUUUGAAAUUAUUUUAUUUCAUUCACUACGGUCGUGUAUUAAUCAUAUAUCAUGUCUAAUGAGUACACAGUUGGAGCAUUGUGCGAAUUGAUUGCAUCUGAUAAAAAUAUAAAGAAAACAAAAAAAGAUAAAAAGAAGAAAAAGAAUGUCGAAAAUCAACUACAAUCUGAAACAAAUUUGAAUGAUUCAUCUAAAAAUGAAAUUGUAGAAAAACCAAAGAAGAGAAAAUCAAAGGAAAAUUCAAAUGAACAAUCAAUAAAAAAGAUAAAAAAAAAAUUGAAUUCUCAACAGAUUGAAGCUGUUGACAUACAACCAGGAAUAGCUAAUGGAAAAAUUAAAAAAACUAAUAGUCAAGAAUCUUCUGUGUCAGUAAGCAGUGAUUCAAAUCUAGUUGAUGGUGACAUAAACCCAGGUGUUAUGAAUGCGUCCAAAACUUUUGAAAAAAAAUUUAAAAAAAAGAAAAACAAAAAAUCAAAGGAUAAUUCAACUACACCUAAUGAUAAAACAAGAAGAAUUGAAAAAAAAUUAACUACGACUGACUACUCAUCGGAUAUAAAAUCUUCUGAGGAUUAUACUGAAAAAGAAUCAAGAACUGUGUUUGUUGGCAAUGUUCCAGUAAAUGUUAAGAUGUCAGCAAUAAAAAAUUUAUUCAAAAAGUUUGGGGAAGUAGAAACUACUAGAUUAAGAAGUGUUGCUGUCAAAAAUCUAGAAGUGCCUAAACGUGUAUCUAUAAUGAAAGGUGAUUUUCAUCCACAGAGAGAUACUGCUAAUGUUUAUGUACGUUUCAAAACCAUCGAACAGGCACAAAAAGCAUUGGUUUUAAAUGCUACCCAGUUUGAAGGACAUACAAUAAGAGUAGAUAUGGCUUUAAAUACAGGUCAUAAGCAGAAUAUGAAAAAAGGAAUAUUUAUUGGAAAUCUUCCCUAUAGUAUUCAGGAAGAUGAAAUAUGGGACUAUUUUAAAGAUUGUGGAACAAUAUCAGCUGUGCGUAUAGUCCGUGAUAAUGCAACAGGCGUGAGCAAAGGUUUUGGAUAUGUAGAUUUUGAAACUAAAGAAUCUGUUGAGUUAGCUAUGCAAAUAAAAGGGAAAAAGGUUCAAAAUAGAGAAAUUCGCAUUAAAAGGAUUGAAACGAAAAAAAAUACUAAUAAGGUGUUCAACCAAAGACCGUCACCAUAUUUAAAAAGGACCAAACCUAUAGGUAAAAGUGGUCAAAACUUCCAAGGAGAAAUAAUGAAACCAAAAAUGAAUAAAAAGAAACAAAAACCAACAAAAACUGAUUUAAUGAGAAAGAAGAUUGCUAAAAAAUUAAAUGUUUAAUCUAAUUUGUAUUGACUAAUAAAAUUUUUUAAAUUUACAAAAGCAUAA